Molecule: messenger RNA, 1539 nt
Organism: Amphibalanus amphitrite
Lineage: Eukaryota; Metazoa; Arthropoda; Thecostraca; Balanomorpha; Balanidae
Product: transformer-2 protein homolog alpha-like
Exons: 7
Coding region: 139-942 (267 amino acids)
Biological process (GO): positive regulation of mRNA splicing, via spliceosome
Cellular component (GO): spliceosomal complex
Molecular function (GO): RNA binding
Source: RefSeq, a predicted model, not a curated record
UCCGUCGCGUCCGACCGUCGCCAUGCGGCGUCGGCGUCGUUGUUGAGAAUUCCGCGUGCCGCCAUUUUGAGUCGGUGUGGUGUGCUGUCCCGGCGUUCACGUUUUCUCUUGAAGUGCGUUUCGUAGUGAAAUUUGAAGAUGAGCGACCGAGAGAGUUCACCGGAGCGAAAUGUGAAGGAGGGAACACCAAACGGUUCAGCGGACUCGUACAGCCCGGAACGGCGUAACAAACGGGCUGCCUCACGGUCCAAGUCCGGCUCGCGGGAACGGGACCGGUCACGCAGCUACUCGCCGAAGCGAACCCGGCAGCGCAGCCGGUCGCCGGGCUCCAACCGACGCCGCCACCUCGGCGACAGGGAAAAUCCGUCUGCCACCCGCUGCCUGGGCGUAUUUGGACUGAGUCUGUACACCCAGACGCGGCACCUGCGUGACGUCUUCUCCAAGUACGGCAACAUCGACGAGAUCACCAUCGUCACCGAUGCCCAGACGGGCCGGUCCCGUGGCUUCGCCUUCGUCUACUUUGAGAAUCUGGAGGAUGCCAAGCGUGCCAAGGAGGACUGCAACGGCAUCGAGAUCGAUAACCGCAAGAUCCGCGUGGACUUCUCCAUCACCAAGCGGCCGCACACACCGACGCCCGGAAUCUACAUGGGCCGUCCCUCUCAGUUCUCCCGUCGCUCCCGGGGCCGUCGCGGCUACGGUGGCUACGGCGGUGGCCACGGCGGCUACGACCGCUACGACGACCGGCGCGACUACGAUCGGCGCGGCGGCUACGACCGGCGUGACGACUACUACCGGGACGACUAUCGGCGCGACGACUACCGGCGGGACGACUACCGGCGUUCGCCGUCGCCCUACUACGGAGGCGGCCGGCGCUACCGCCGCUCGCGCAGCCGCUCCUACUCGCCACGCCGUGAAUAUGACGGAGGUCGGUACAGGUACUGAGCGCGGCGCGGCCAGCCAGCGGCGGCCGCUGACGGCGGCGCCCUCUCUCCCGCGCGCCACCCUCCCCUCGCACACACACACAUGCAUACCUACCGGCUUCUCCUCCGUUCCGGCCUCUCCCGAAGAUCCUCCUGUCCACAUACUGUGUGUGUGCCUGCGUGUCCGGCUCACUGGGGCGAGUCUGCAGCGCUCUGCAGUCUGUGGGGUGCACUGCACAGUCCGGUCGCCGGUGUGUCUGGCUGUAUGAAUGGUCUUAUUGACUGACUGUGUGGGAGCGAGCGUCUGGCUGAGUGAGUGCGUGUGUGAGUGUGCUGCGGCCGGACCGGUGGCCUGGGACGGGGGCGCGGCCGUCGCCCGUGGGCGGCCGCAUCACUGUGUUGUGUCGUGCUGUGGGUAUGAGAGUGCUCAUUGGUUUUCGGUCUGCCGGGCCUGGACGGCGGCGGACGUUCAUUUGGUUUGCGCGUGCACUGGGCGUCGGUGGCUGGUCGGGGCCGGCACCUGGUCAUCCCACCGGCACCGGCCACCGACGCUCGGUCCGCGCAGUUCAUCAUGUUCAGGCGUUACAAUAAAGGCCUUUUUAGAUUGGCACUAAUACCA